Varroa destructor (honeybee mite) is the source of this 4434-nucleotide messenger RNA. RefSeq lists its product as uncharacterized. Lineage: Eukaryota; Metazoa; Arthropoda; Arachnida; Mesostigmata; Varroidae. Gene Ontology annotation, biological process: carbohydrate metabolic process. Gene Ontology annotation, molecular function: carbohydrate binding; beta-glucuronidase activity. The record is from RefSeq and is a predicted model, not a curated record.
GUCGGCUAAAACACACGCGACGUGAUUUCAGGUAGCCCCAGUGCUUUUUAGAGGAAAAAGACUUUGACGCGAUUUAAUUGUCCGAGGUUUUCUACUGUAAGAGAUUCUCAAAUGACGCGUAUCGUAUAUGCAACGAUUGGAUCUACUUUAAAACCAAACAGGCUAAGAGCGGGUGCAUAGGACCAGCGAUGAAACGAUGCGAUCAAGGCUGCCUUCCGGGAUCUUUCGGUAACAUGCGCAUUAAAACUUCUGCUGUUCGCGGAAAAUAGUUUCCUAGGUAACUCAAGGGGCCCCGUGGUAGCUUAACGGGAAACGUAUCUGCCUGCUAGUCUUUGAAACAUGUUGUUGUCUAGGUCCGAACCCGCGUACAGACCGACUUCUUUUGACUUCGUACUGAGAGCCAGUCGUCUGAUGGAAUGCUUACGGGCGAUACCGAACAUACGACCCGAAACAUUCAUCAUAGAGAUAUUUCAAAAGAAGUACCAGAUUUCUUCAGGUCUGCCGUCAACGAACAAUCAAGCGAGAAGAAAGGUGAGAAAUAAUUAAAAGGGGACGUUGACUCCUUAGCUGAUAUCAGUUUAAUUUAAUCACUAAACCAAUCAAAGACGCACUUGUUGAAGAGAAGCCAUAUGUUCUAUUGGAGAACGCUAUCAAAUCAAUCAACCUUUUAUCUUAUCAGUCCCUGUGGUGAUGUUUACUGAAACUAAUUUCGAGUAUUAGCACAUAGCCAAAUAUAUAAAUAAAAAUAGCACAGGACAGACAACGCGCCUGUUAGUCUCAUAUGUUGUCAAAGCUUUUCUAAGGGCUGUCGACCAGGCGUUUUUUAGUAUAUAAGUUUCAUGGUCAAACACUGGAUACUGAAAUAUUGUAUACAUUUGUGUGUAUUGCUCCUUAAAUGUUAGUAGUGCCAAGCACGAUUGUAGCGCUAACUCAAGGCAUCACGUCUACACUACAUUUUACGUCACCUGUACGUAAUAUUACGAUAAAAAGCAGGUGAAAGAAUUCGAACAGAUGCGAUCCCAUGAGAAUUCAUCGAAACUCAAGCUUCGACAGGGCAGAGUGAUCUUCUUUGUUUUGUCGUUCAUCGAGAAUACAGAUUGCUUGGCUCCUGCUAGCUAAGGACCGUAAGAAAUAGAUGACUCACUGUUUGAAGCACGCAGUAAAAUACGGGCUAACGGCCUGGUUAAAUAGAAUGAUGAUGUUCUUACUAGCGGCAAGAAUUGUAGGGAAUAGUUAUCCACAUUUAACAUUAUAAAACAAUCGUUGUAUCAACUCACCGACUGUAGUGUCAGGAAUGGUUGGACAGCAUAUGAAACUGUCUACAAGGCUCCCUUUAAUUAAUAUGAUAGAAUUAGACCGAAAAGAAUUUCUUGGAAUCAUUCUUCUAUUUUCACCAAAAAUCUAUAGUGUUAUAUAUAUAUAUAUAUAACACUAUAACGAUAUAUAUAUAUAUAUAUAUAUAUAUAUAUAUAUAACGAGACCACACUCGAGCAAGAUUGGCACAAAUAGCAAAUUUAACUUAAAAAAAGAUGUUUUUUUAUGAAACCUUCAUUUCAUCAAGGUGCAUAUUCAAGGUACGCUUCACCACCAUCGGGCUUUUCACUGUCCGCGUGACAAAGGCUGGUUUAGUGGAGAGCACGUUUAAGUUUUUGUUGACCUGAUGACGCAAUGUGAAUUAUCUAGUUAAAGUAACUUUUAUGAUGAAGCAAUGAUCUAAGUGUUCUUGCGAUAUACACACUUCAUUAUAGCGGUCGAAGUUCAACUGGAAUUAACAACUCGUUUUGGUCGCGGUAAUGUAUAUAUCUUAAGCUUUAUCCAUGGUUGUUUUUGAACUGGUCAAGAUUUCUGAACGGUAUUUUCGUUUUUUUUUGCAUCAUAAAUUUAUGCUAGACUGGGAAAGUAUCCGUCGUCAUCUGACGAGUUCAUUUGAAGCGUUUCAAUUACCAGCAGCAUUCUAAAAGCAAUCCAGCAUCAGAUAUUUUCCAUUUUUUAUAACAGACUAUAUUGAGUUUUAUUUGCCGGUAUCGUAGACGAUUUCAUAACUGUCGUCCAAUCUCAAGGAAAAAAAUCUUCGAUUCUGCUCUUCCAUCCAUCAUCAUUACCAUUUUAUUUAUUAUAAGUGAUUAAACCUGUUCCUCUACGCCUUUUCAGAUUACUUACGAUAAUAUACAUGGCAAUAACAAAAGGAGUUUUCACUUGAACGGAAUACCUAGGAGGGGCCCUCAAGCCUCUGCGCUGUCAGUAUUAUGCAAUGUCAAGGGUGAUGAUUUUUCCAUUGCCCUGCACGUCGAUCCGCACGCUCAAAUGCAGGGAAAACGAACCAAAAUUUGCAUUGAUUGUUGUACUUCUAAGUGCGUGGUGCUAUCCGAAUAGCCACGCGUUGCUGUACCCCCGAGAAGGUCCUACGAGGCAGGUGAAACGUUUAGAUGGGGUGUGGAAUUUUAAGCUUGCGCCCAUCAAUAACCCAGACCAAGGAUUUGUUGAUGCCUGGCACAGCGACGCUUGGAACAAGAUGGGUCUCUCGUAUGAGCCGAUGCCAGUUCCUGCAAGCUACAACGACGUAGGCCAGGAUAAGGCCCUACGCGAUCACGUUGGUUGGGCCUGGUAUCAGAAAGCCUUCUAUGUACCGACAGCCUGGAAAAGCAAGAGAAUAAUGCUCUACUUCGGCAGCGCCCACUACAAUACAAUAGUGUUUGUCAACGGAAAACUGGUACUUCAACAUGCCGUAGGCCAUCUGCCGUUCGAAGCGCAAAUCAACAAUUUCCUUGUCAGCUCGUCCAUCCCUAAUAUUCUCACCGUUGCCAUUAACAAUACGCUGACGUACGAUACAAUUCCGCAGGGAACCCUGAUACUCAAGAUCAACAGUACAGGUUAUCCGCCAUUUUUCUACAGGAAUACGGGCAAUUUCGAUUUCUUCAAUUAUGCAGGAAUUCAUCGAAGCGUUUUCUUGUACACAACUGAACAAGUUUACGUGUAUGACGUUGAUGUUAACACGGUUAAAGCCGAUAAGAAAGAAUCGAUUAUCAGUUUCAAUGUAGCUCACACUGGUUCAUCUGCCCUCAGAUGUCGUUUGUCUGUACGAGAUAGGCAGGAUAAUGAGGUGCUCGUAACCGAAAAUUGUUCCGGUCUAUUUAAAAUGAAAAACGCUCAACUGUGGUGGACUCACGAUCUCAGCAAGGAACCCGGCUACCAGUACAUAAUGAUGGUGAACGUGUUAAAUGGAACUAAACUUAUGGACUCGUACCCAGUUAAGUUUGGCAUCCGAACGAUUGAAGUCAACGGAGCACGAUUUCUUCUCAAUGGAGAAGAUUUUUACUUCACUGGAUUCGGCAAACAUGAGGAUUCCGACAUUCGCGGUAGGGGCCUUGACAAUGCCCUGAACGUGAAAGAUAUGAAGCUGGUAAAGUGGCUGGGAGCGAACUCGUUCCGUACUUCGCACUACCCCUAUUCCGAAGAACUGAUGGAUCUCGCGGACGAAAUGGGAAUUGCCGUUAUUGAUGAAACUCCUGCAGUCGGUCUCAUGAGGUUUUCCAGCAAUGUUCUGCAGCUUCACAAGGACAUCCUCACUGACUUGAUUGACCGCGAUAAGAAUCGGCCGUCGGUAUUUGUGUGGUCGGUAGCCAACGAACCAGAGUCGAACCAAAACUCGAGUCGGGAUUACUUUCAACAGGUUGUAAAACAUGUGAAGAGUCUCGAUAAAUAUCGACCAGUAUCAGCUGCGCUGUCCGUCGGUCCCGAUGAAGACCAAGUCGGUCAAUUUAUGGACGUGAUCAUGUUUAAUAAAUACGCUUCGUGGUACAGUGAUUCCGGAGAGCUGGACGUUAUUUACAGCCAAAUCAUUGAUUACUGCACUCGAUGGUAUACGAAACACAAGAAACCAGUAAUGAUUAGCGAGUAUGGAGCUGAUACAGUGUCAGGACUGCACGUCUCGCCGUCUUGGAUGUUUAGCGAAGAUUAUCAGAGCGAGCUUCUAAUUAAGCAUCAUCGGGCAUUUGAUCAGCUCCGCUCUCAGGGUUGGUUUAUUGGAGAACACAUCUGGAACUUUGCGGACUUUAUGACGGCGCAAGGUACGACGCGAGUCAUUGGUAAUCGGAAAGGUGUUCUAACUCGACAGAGGCAGCCGAAGGCUGCCGCCAAAAUCUUACGUUGCCGAUAUUACAUGCUGGCUAGAAUCAAUACAACCGACGAUUCUUUCUAUUGUCCCGUGCCCAGCUCUUACUGGAGCUAUCAUACGACGCAGUGACCAAAUAAGUGGGCCCAUUGUCAAGACGAUCUCGCGUUUGCUGCCUAAACAACAUGCGUAAUACGUAAUGGCAAUGGAGUGUACAAAUAUCCCCCGGAGGUUUCCGACUAAGCACAUAAACAUAAGAUCAUGUAAGCAAAAGUGAAACUAAAAUAAAGCCGCAGUAGAAACGUUUAACUCUAAUAAUUGUA